Messenger RNA from Dicentrarchus labrax (European seabass), 2861 nucleotides. RefSeq names its product adrenoceptor alpha 1D (gene adra1d). Gene Ontology annotation, biological process: positive regulation of cytosolic calcium ion concentration; phospholipase C-activating G protein-coupled receptor signaling pathway; cell-cell signaling. Gene Ontology annotation, cellular component: membrane. Gene Ontology annotation, molecular function: alpha1-adrenergic receptor activity. The transcript is spliced from 2 exons. Bases 430 to 1938 code for a protein of 502 amino acids. The record is from RefSeq and is a predicted model, not a curated record. NCBI's taxonomy places the organism in Eukaryota, Metazoa, Chordata, Actinopteri, Moronidae.
AUAUGUGUGGGUGGAGCUGUAGGUUCAGACCUGCUGUACCAGCUCUGACUCUGUGAUCAGUUACAAAGGAUGCCACCAGUGGAAAACCAUCAAAUGGAAGAAAUACGUGGAAAUGGGGCUGAAUGUAUUUCAUUUUUAUUCUUAUUAUUACUGUGCGUAAAGACUUCCUCUGGAACCAAAACCCCUUUUGAGAGAGAAUAUUUAUGUUUUUGCAAACAGUUUCCUCAUCAUGCAUGCGUUUGUAUGUAGUCAUGUGGACUUUCCAUUUUCAUUUGUAUUUUUCAAAUACCCUUCGCUUUACCUGUGGCACAUUUUGUCUACGAGGACGCCCGCUUGACUGUCUUGCUGGAAAGAGAGACUGAAAACAAUGCCCGACACAAUGCUCUUAUGUGAAAACUUACUCUAAAGUUCUCUUUAUGGCGUUUCAAAAUGACAGACUCUAACUUGAGGAACGAAAGCAACUAUGGGAUCUAUUUUGCUGAAGCUUUCAACGGAUCUAUUUUGGGUCAUAUAUUUCCAAACGACAGCAUCACGACAUGCACGAACUUCACAAUGGACUCACAGGUUGUCGGGGUCGGGAUCAUUCUCUCCGUUUUUAUUUUGGUGGCAAUUGUUGGCAACAUUUUGGUCAUUCUGUCUGUGGUGUGCAAUAAACAUUUGCAGACUGUCACAAACUUCUUCAUCGUCAACUUAGCCAUGGCAGACCUGCUGCUGAGCAUUAUCGUACUGCCUUUCUCUGCAUCCCUGGAGGUUCUGGGAUGCUGGGUGUUCGGCCGGGUUUUCUGUAACAUCUGGGCUGCGGUGGAUGUGCUCUGCUGCACCGCAUCCAUCCUCAGCCUCUGCAUCAUCUCCAUCGACCGAUACAUAGGUGUCAAACACUGCCUGAAAUACCCAAGUAUUAUGACAGAGAGGAAGGCAGUGGCUAUUUUAGUCCUAGUUUGGGUGUCAUCCACGGUCAUCUCUGUCGGACCGCUGCUGGGAUGGAAGGAACCGCCGCCUGUGGACGACAGCAUCUGCAGGAUCACAGAGGAGCCGGGCUACGCGCUCUUCUCCUCUCUCUUCUCCUUCUACCUCCCGCUCAUGGUCAUUCUCAUCAUGUAUUUCAGGGUCUACGUGGUGGCCCGCAGGACUACCAAGAGCCUAGAAGCGGGCGUCAAACGAGAGAGAAACAAGUCGAUGGAAGUGGUCCUCCGGAUACACUGCCGCAGCGUACUGGAGGACCCGCGCCCGGCCAGCUCCAAAAGCAGCAAAAACCACCCGUUUCGAAGUUCGCUCUCAGUGCGGCUGAUGAAGUUCUCCAGGGAGAAAAAGGCUGCUAAAACCCUCGCCAUCGUUGUGGGGAUGUUCAUCUUGUGUUGGCUGCCUUUUUUCUUCUUUCUGCCGAUGGGUUCCUUCUUCCCGGCACUAAAGCCAUCCGAAACUGUGUUCAAGGUAAUCUUUUGGCUUGGCUACUUCAACAGCUGCAUCAACCCCAUGAUCUACCCCUGCUCCAGCAAAGAGUUCCAACGGGCUUUCACCCGGCUCCUCAGGUGCCAGUGUCACAACAGACAGAGGGUCCUGCGUCGCUUCUAUGACCAAAGGUGGCGGACAGCUGUCAAGGGAAUGACAAGGGAUCAGAGGGGAGACUGUAAGCCUGGCUAUGCUGUGCAUGAAUCCUGUGGCAGCUCUUUGUUACACAAGGGAAAAGGGCACUCUCUAGGUUUCAAGAGAUGGAGUCUCUUUCCACCACUGCAAAAGUCCUCCUUCCAGCUCAAAGAGAAAGUGAACAAUCUGUCGAAUAAAAUCAAGGGAGGGACAGGAAAAAGUACCACACCUGCAGUGGGCCGGAUUGAUAUAGUAGACACGGUCUCUAUGGGGAUUUACAACUCCUGUGAGCAGAGCAGUUAUCAGUUCUAUGAUCUGGCAGACUGUUAUGGCCUGAAAGAGACUGACAUUUAAAGGGCCACCAGAGAAUCUUUUAUUUAUUUGCAAAGGGUCACAUUGGACCAACAUGCAAGGAAGGGUGUGAUAGGGCAUAAUUUUGUGUUCACAAGCUAUCUGAGAAUCAAAGCUUGAUUAAAGCUGUAGACUGGGAAGGAUGGCUUUAUCCCAGCACAAACUAAAGACCAAACUGUAUCCAAACCACUCAUCCCCAUCAUGUUUAUUUAAGAUGAAGCUUCUUGUGUGCUGCUUAAAGCCACAUUUUGGAAGUGGACACAAAAGUAACCAACUCCUUUGACUUAAUGUGACUACUGUCACUCGGAAGCACUGUGCAUCGACAUUAUGCGGCCCAGAGGUGUGCACACCUUCGGCAAGACAUUUAACAGACCUAAUUUUUACUUCUUCCUUUGAAUUUCAGUCUCCAUGUCUUUACCUAUUAUCCAUUGUGUGGUGACUGUUUUGUUUGUUUGAUGAAUUUAAACAAAAGACACACAACUUCAACGGAUUGAAACAAAUAUUUUGAAAGUUAGUCAUAAGUGCAAUUUUUAUUGUUGCCAGAAUGUCUGGAUUUAACCAAAUGUAAUGUGUCACAAUGAAUUAUGAUACUUCAUGUGCCAUUUUUCUGUUUUGACAAGGCAUUGUAAAGAGAAGAGGCCAGCUAAGAAUAAAGAUCCUGCACAGUAUUUAUUCUAAUGGAUUUAUGAAUUAACUUGAUAUGUACACUUGUUUAAAUAAAAUCCCACAAGUCUACUUGGCCCAACAAACUGUAAUUUGCAUCGCCAAGUGAGUGCUAAUGUGAAAUGAACAUGCUUUCUUUUGUAUUUUUUGAUGUUAUGUUUGUUUAUGUAAGAUGAAAAGCAAAAUAAAAAUGAAAGAAAACAAGUAGAGCCAAGGCACCCUUGAAAUUUGAUUCACAAUUAAAAAAAAAUCUGCCCCAUUCA